Messenger RNA from Cotesia glomerata, 5649 nucleotides. RefSeq lists its product as uncharacterized. Gene Ontology annotation, molecular function: serine-type endopeptidase inhibitor activity. NCBI's taxonomy places the organism in Eukaryota, Metazoa, Arthropoda, Insecta, Hymenoptera, Braconidae. The coding region runs from base 202 to 5562 and encodes 1786 amino acids. The record is from RefSeq and is a predicted model, not a curated record. The transcript is spliced from 28 exons.
UCUCUGUCCCAAGUUGGGGAUAGCCAUUUUGCGGGACAUGUUUCGUCUAUUUAAUGUUAAUCUCUGCGAGUAAACAUUAUCGUUAUUCAAAUCGGACGGUCAUUUAAAUACUCGGCGUACGCUUUUAAACAUCUCAUUCGGUUCUUGUUUGUUGAGAAGUGAAGAUCUUUUAUUAUAAUUUUUGUAGUUACAAGUUUCAAUAUGAUUUUACAAUUAUUCAGCGCGUUGAUAUUAGCAGUGAGUGUUACAAAUACACAGGCCCAAUGUGUUCAAUCCAAUGAACCCGCUCUCAAAGCUGUUUCUGAUGGCGCAAAUCGAUUCGCCAAUAAUUUUUUCAAGGUUAUGGCAAAAAGUGAACCAGGAAAUUUUAUUUGUUCACCGGUUGGUGUCAAUAUCGUCUUGUCAAUGGCUACUUUUGGAGCUCGUGGUUCUACAGAGCAGCAAAUGGAGUCAGCAUUAAGCUUGCCUUGUGAUAAAAGUAUCACCAAAAGCGGAUUUCAAGAACUUAUUGAUUCAUUGAAUAAUGUCAAAGGAGCUGAAUUAAGACUGGCUAACAAAAUAUUCACGACAAACAAAUACGAACUGCAGCCGGAAUUUGAAGAAAUUAUGAUAAAACACUUCAAAUCAAAAACUCAACUUGUUGAUUUUGAUAAACCUGAAGAUGCUGCGAAGAUAAUUAACAAUUGGUCUGCGAAUAAAACAAACAAUCGUAUUACCGAAAUUUUUAAGGCUGACGAUGUUCGAGAUGUGGCAGUGGUGUUAGUUAACGCAGUUUAUUUCAAAGGUAAAUGGGCGAAUAAAUUCAAUCCUGAGUUUACAAAACUCGCGCCUUUUUACACUGACGAGAAAAAUUGGAAGAAUGUGUCAAUGAUGCAGAGACAUGGAAGCUUCUAUUGGGGUAGAAUACGUGAACUUAAUGCUCAAUUCAUUGAGCUACCCUACGAGAGCGAAAAUCCUGAAGAAUCGUUAAGUAUGUUCGUAAUUCUUCCCGAUGAAAUAAACGGCUUAUCAAAAAUUGAAGACAAUAUGGAAAAGAUAAAUUUCACUCAAUUGCCUGGUCAUAAAAGCUAUGUCGGCCUCUCCAUGCCGAAAUUCAAAAUCGAAAGCUUUUCUGAUUUGAAGUCAACUUUGCAAGAGAUGGGUAUAACUGAGAUCUUCGAAAACACCGCCGAUUUGCCAGGUAUCCUCAAAGGCCCUCCCGUAAAAGUGAAUAAGAUUGUUCAAAAAUCUUACAUCGAAGUAAACGAAGAAGGAAGUGAAGCAGCUGCGACAACGGGAAUUCUUAUGAACGAAUCUGGACGACCGAGACCACCUCAACACCCGGAGAUUUUUGAAAUAAACAGACCAUUUAUUUAUACAAUUAUCCACCGAAGUAGCAACACAGUUCUAUUUCAAGGGCACAUUAGCAAUCCAAUUUCAAUUCGCCGGCACCCAGACUCUGUUGAAGACAUGAAAAAUGCAGUUUGGGCUACUUAUUACCACAAUAGUUCCACAGACCAAGAUCCACAGCAUAUGUAUUGCCCACCUGGUGCGGAGAGUUGGUGUGCGUGGCAAAAAGCUGCAUCUGAGGAUACCUUAGAGGAGUUUCAGCAUGAUAAUGUUCCUCUGUGUGAUAAAGUUUUAGAAAUUAUAAAACCAAUUUAUGACAGUUUAUCAUCAGAGGAAUUAUUAACUCGAUGUUUAGGUUCUGAAACUCAAAACAAUAAUGAGUCUCUAAACUCGUUGAUUUGGACUUUCGCGCCGAAACAUAUUCAUUCUGGACCUAAGAUAAUUGAAAUAGCAACAUUUCUCGCUGUUUGCAUUUUUAAUGAAGAACUUCUAUUCAGUGGCAUGAUAGCGGCUUUAAGUAUCGCUUAUGCUCUGGCAGAUUGUACUCAAUCAAAUGAACCGAGCUUUAAAGCUGUUUCCGAUGCUUCUGAUAAAUUUAUGUCCAAAUUUUUUAAGGUUCUAGGUGAUGAAAAAAAAGGUAACCUCAUUUGUUCGCCAAUAAGCGUAGAUAUUGUACUGUCUAUGGCCUAUUUCGGUGCGCGAGGAAACACUGAAAAACAGAUUGAAUCAUCACUGAAUUUUCCUUGCGACAAAUCCGUUACUAAACAAGGAUAUCAGCAGCUUAUCAAAAGUCUAAGUAACACACAAGGAGUGGAAUUAAAAUUAGCCAACAAAAUUUUCAUUAACAAAGGAACUUCACUGCAAUCUAAUUUUAGUGAAAUUACAAAAACGUAUUUUGAAUCCGAAACUCAGAGCGUUGAUUUUUCGAAAGCUCAUGAAGCUGCCAAAAUUAUUAACGAUUGGUCUGCAGAGAAAACAAACAACCGUAUAACUGAAUUAAUUAAACCCGAUGAUAUUGAGGGCACGGUAAUGGUAUUGGUUAAUGCAGUUUAUUUCAAAGGGAAGUGGGCUCAAAAAUUUAAUCCAGAAUAUACUAGGCCUUCACCUUUUAAAGUCGACGAUAAAACUACAAAAGACGUACCCAUGAUGUACAAAAUGGGAAAAUUCAAUUAUGGCCAUAUCGCUCACCUCAAAGCUGAGUACGUCGAACUUCCAUAUGAGAAUAACGACAAAAAUGAGGCUGUCAGCAUGUUUAUUAUUCUUCCUGACGAAACCAGUGGAGGAAUUCAAGAAGUUCAAAAUAAUCUUCACCUAGUAAAUUGGACACAACUUGCAAGAACUGAGGAAGAAGUUGCUUUGCACUUGCCUAAAUUCAAAAUUGAGAGCAAACUUGACCUGAAACCCACUCUACAAAAUAUGGGUAUCACCGAUAUUUUCGACGGAACAGCUGAUCUGAGUGGUAUUAUUGAGAGUGGUAAGUUGAAGGUCAGCAAAAUCAUUCAGAAAGCUGUUAUUGAAGUCAAUGAAGAGGGUUCUGAAGCUGCCGCAGCAACAGAAAUGGAAAUCGUGUUUAUGUCUAUGCCACCGGAAAUAAUUAUCAAUAGACCAUUCUUGUGUGCAAUUGUAAAGAACAAUAUAGUAAAUCAUCAAACUACAUUGUUUGUGGCUCGUGUAACUGAUCCUAUCAAUGUUCUAGCGAAACAUGAAAAUGGUAAUCUGAUUUUUUCGCCACUUAGUUUGCACGCCUUGCUAACCAUGUUAAAUUUGGGCGCAAGUGGGAAUACUUCUUCGCAAAUCAAUAUACCCUUGCGGAUGUCUUGUGAUAAGAAUAUUGCUGCAGAAGGAUACCGACAACUUAUUGGUCUUUUACUCAAUAUCGAAGAGGUCAAGCUUAAAUUCGUCAAUAAAAUUUUCGUAUCACAAACGUCGGUACUAAAGAGCAGCUUUGAGAGUAAAAUGACGUUUUUUUUUAAAUCCAAUACAUCCUUAAUUGAUUUAACAAUACCAGAAAAAGCUGCUGAAGAAAUUAAUCGUUGGUAUGCGGAGGAAACUGAAAAUCAUAUAACGAAUUUAUACAAGCCCAGUGAUAUUGAAAACGCAAAAAUCUUGUUGGCUAAUGCCAUUUACUUCAAAGGCAAUUGGACUAAUAAGUUCGAUCCUCGGAAUACGCGACCAUAUCGUUUUUAUGUUAAUGGUCGUAAAGAAUCAGUAAAAAAUGUACCGAUGAUGUUUAUAAACGCCGAAUUCCAGUGGGGCUAUAUUCCUGAUUUAAAGUCUGGUUUUAUUGAACUUCCAUAUGGCAAUCAAACAAAUCCAGCGAUGAAGAUGACGAUUAUCCUUCCGAAUUUAGGAGUUGAUAUUAGAGAUGUUGAGAGAAAUAUUAGCAAAUUAGCUACAAUUAAGUAUCACGGAUCUACAAGCAUGGUUGCUUUGCGUUUGCCAAAGUUCACAAUCGAGAGCGAAUUUGAUCUAAAACCGAUUCUAAAAGAAAUAGGGAUUACUGAUAUAUUUGAAAACACGGCUAAUUUCCAAGAUAUGACGGAGAGUUCUGGGUUGAAAGUUACCAAAGUCGUUCAGAAAGUUGUCAUUGAAGUCAACGAAGAGGGUAGUGAAGCCACUGUUGCUUCAGCGAUCCUAGGUGUUUUCUUCGGUGUCUUAGUAGCAGCUUUGAUUGCACCAGGCUCAUGGUCAGCAGCGGUUCAAUCAGAAGUUGAAAGCUCAAGCUCGCAUGAAUUUAAGCCAAUAAGCUCGACCUUACUGCAUCAACUUGUUUCAAUUAUCAACUAUGUUAACGGUCAUAUUUUAAACACCAAACUUGGCGAAAUUUAUAACAAAGUUGUUGGUGUUUUUGAAAACUCUACAUUGAGUACUGAUAAAAUAGUCCAAGCAACCUCAGCAAAGUUAUCUGAUAAAAGUUUCCAAAUAGCCGAGAUAAAAGCUAGAACUCAUACUUGUAAACUGCAACUAAUAUCGAUUAAGAGGUUAGAUACUGCACCAAUAAUGAAAUGUCAACUAACAUGGCUUGGAGCUAUUUUAGUAGUUUCAAAUUUUGCUACUAUAGUCGCAGAUGGCCUGGAAAAUAAGGAUUCUCUAAUGACAGUUUCCAAUGGAAUGAACCAAUUUGCUACCGAAUUUUAUCAAAAAUCAUCAGAGAACAAUCCGAAUAAUCUAAUCUGCUCACCAAUAAGUGCCGGCGUAGUUCUGGCAAUGGCAACUUACGGCGCUCGAGGGAAUACGGAAAAACAAAUGCGAGCAAGUUUACGUAUGCCUGAAGAUAACGCCGUUGGUAAAAACGGUUUCCAAUCGUUGCUUGAUAGUCUACAUGGUAUCAAUAGCGUUGAGCUAAAAUUGGCUCAAAAAAUUUUUACUGCAAUAGGUUUUGAAGUAAAACAAGAGUUCAAAGACAUAACUGAAAAAAACUUUUACUCAGCUGCAGAGAGUUUGGAUUUUGAUAACAAAGCAGAAGACGCUAGCCGGACAAUCAAUAAUUGGUGCGCACAACAAACAAAUGAUCAUAUUAAGAACCUUCUUGGUGAAGAUGAUGUUCAAGGAGCUUCAAUAGUUUUGGUAAAUGCCGUUUAUUUCAAAGGCGGUUGGGAAGAAGAAUUUGAAAAAUACCUUACAGAACCAAUACCGUUCCAUAUAGAUGAAAAAACUACUAAAAAUGCUGACAUGAUGUUCAUACGAAAGAACUAUAAUUACGGAACACUUCCUGAUCUUGAGGCUAUUUUUGUUGAACUUCCGUACAAGAAAACUAGCGAAAACGACGCAACCAGUAUGUUCAUAAUUCUGCCGAAUCAAAUUACUGGUUUGAAGAAAGCUGAAGAGUCAUUUAACAAAGUUAACUUCAAAGAGCUUCAUGACAAUCAACAUUCAACCCCUUUGCAGUUGUCACUGCCUAAAUUUAAAGUAGAAAGUACGCUUCAACUGCAACCGAUACUCGAGAAAAUUGGAAUGACCGACAUGUUUCAAAAUUCGGCUGAUUUUGGAGGAAUAACAGAAGCUCCACCACUGACAAUCAGUAAAGUUGUUCAGAAAGCUUUCAUUGAAGUUAAUGAAGAAGGAAGCGAGGCAGCUGCAGCUACUGGGAUGGUUGGUAUGUCAAGAUCUGGAAAUUUCGACGGUCCGAGAUAUAUAUCAGUCAUUAUUGACAGACCGUUUAUUUUUGCAAUUGUCCAUCCUGCAACAAAUACCAUUCUGUUCCAAGGACACAUUACUGAUCCAACGUUAUAAUAAAAUUUGAUUUUUUGCUCUAAUAAAACGUUUUAUGAUUUGACUAUUGUAAUAAAAAAGAUACAAAUAAAUGAAAAAUAUUGAUAA